AUGGUUGCGAUGGAUGAAACACGUGGCUCGCGAACCGCCUUACGGUGGACCAUAGGCCACGUGGCUUCAGAGGGCGAAGACACGGUGCUGCUGCUGUGUGUACAGGACCCGUCCGUGCAGCCAGUGGCCGUGACUCCUCAGCUCCUGGACAGUCUCAUGGAACGCUCACGUCAGAUGUGCCAAGAAACGGGCAAGCAGGUGCAGUGCGAGGGAGUGUUUGCGGAAGGCGAUGUGCGGGAGAAGAUUGUGUCUAUGUGCGCGGACAGGGAUGUGGACCUUCUUGUGCUCGGUAGCCGCCGCCAACUCUCCUCCCACCGCAUGUUGACAGGCAGCCGGGGCAACUACUGCGCAGUGUGUGCGCCGUGCCCGGUGAUGGUGGUGCGCAUGGCGCCAGAGGAGGAGCAGGUGCGCCUGCAGUGCAACCGCCCGCGCCGCAUCGCCGUGGGGCUGGACAGGAGCGAGGCGAGUGGCGAGGCGUGCAAGUGGGUGCUGCACCACGUGUGCCGCACAGAGGACCGCCUCUACUUGCUGCAUGCCGACCGAGAACCCAGCUAUGCCAUGCAAGACCGCAUGCUAGCAGCUGAUGGGAAAAAGGCAAAUGACACGGCGAUGCGACCACACUUUGAUGCUCUCAUUUCCCUCGCGCUGCAAACAAAGGGGGCAGCAUUUGAGGUGUUCACUCAUGUCCUAGAGGGCGAUCCUCGCCCGUUACUGGUGGACUUCUGCGAGCGCAAUCAUAUCGAUUUGCUGGUUGUUGCAACAAGAGGAACAGGCUCAGUUCGCGGGGUUGUUCUUGGAAAUCCUAAGAUUCACCCAGAAGCGUACGAGUUUGGAAGCGUUUUUGACGACUCCUUUCACUCGCCGUCCUCGAAUCCGGCAAAGAAUGGCGUCAACAUCGCACGGAAGGCGCUCGUCACGAAAUGGGGUCUUCCCUGGGCCUCUGGCAACGCCGACGCAAAACGCAUGGAUCUCGACACGGGUGGCGGUAUUGCUCAUUGCGCUGAGCACAAUGACAUGCGGGGAUCUGAAGGCACGCCGCAUUCAAAGGACAGUCCCAUUUUCAUGGCGCCAAGCUUCUUAACCGACGCCGGAAGCAUCCGCGUUCUGCAGUCCAAGUCGUCGCUUGCUUCAGCUGGACGCGCGGGAAUGAUAGACGGCGAGAUUCAGCGGCUCAUUCGGGAUAAGCGGUUGGAGGAUCCCUUUUACGUGAUGGACAUCGGGGAAAUCAUCCGCCUGUUUACGGGAUGGUCGAACGCCUUUCCUCGGGUUCAUCCAUUCUACGCGGUGAAGUGCAACCCAUCGCCGGUGCUCCUCUCCGUGCUUGCCGCUUUAGGAGCGGGAUUCGACUGCGCGAGCAAGGCCGAGAUUUCUCAGGUUCUGAGCAUGGGUGUGUCGCCUGAUAACAUCGUCUUCGCCAACCCCUGCAAGAUGCCGUCGCACAUCACCUACGCCUCGCGAGUGGGUGUUCGUGCGACGACGUUCGACUCUGAAUCCGAGCUUCUUAAGGUGCAUGCGUUGAAUCCGUCUGCGGUGGUGCUGCUCCGGUUGCAAGCCAACGACACCACGGCUCGCUGCAACCUCGGUGUCAAGUACGGUGCGCUCAUGCACGAGGUGCCUUCCCUCCUCGCUGUCGCGGCGCGCCUUAAGCUCCACGUGGCGGGAGUGUCAUUCCACGUCGGUAGCGGCGCAGCCGAUCCCGCUGCCUUCACCCGCGCCAUCGCCGCGGCGCGCGACGUGUUCGACAUGGCUGCUGACGUGGCACGAGCGGCCGGCACGCCUGCCAUGUCGGUGCUCGACGUGGGUGGCGGGUUUACGGCGCCUGGGACAGGGUGCUCUGGCGGAAUGGCUUUCGACGCGGCGGCCAAUGCGAUCAACUCGGCGCUCGACCGCUUCUUCCCGGCAGCCAGCGGAGUGACGGUGAUCGCGGAGCCUGGCAGGUACUUCGCCGAGACGCCCUCCACGCUCGCGACGUGCGUCUUCGGCCGCCGCGUCCGCGGCGAGCGGCGCGAGUACUGGAUCAACGACGGGCUGUACGGCUCGAUGAACUGUGCGCUCUACGACCACGCGACUGUGCGCGCGCACCCGCUUGCGCGCGCAUCCGCCGUUCCCGACGAAACUUCCGCCAACGGCGGACUCGAUGGCGGAGAGGUUGAGGUUAUCGACGUAUGCGGCGGAGGCGGCGGAGUUGAGAAGGCGGAAGAUGGGGAGGGCUUGCCUCCGGAGGCAGAGUGCGGGGGGAAGCGCAGGAAGGGCGGCGGAGGCGCGGGAGCUUUGCGCGGGGUGAGCGGAGCGACCUUCCCGUCGACGGUGUUUGGUCCUACAUGCGACGGGUUGGAUAUGGUUCUGCGCGACGAGGCGCUGCCUGAGCUGGCGAUCGGUGAUUGGCUGGUGUUUCCAAACAUGGGCGCGUACACUGCGGCGGCGGGGUCCAGCUUUAACGGGUUCGCGACUGGGGAGAUUAAGACGUAUUUGGUGUUCACCGUGGGAGGAGAGGAGGAGCACGGCGGAAAGACAGGCCUGGCGGCGUCAGGGGUGAACGGCGGAAGCGGAAGCGGAACGUUCGAGGGGAUGAGCAUGUGCGAGAUGCUGGGAGGGGAUUGCAGUGGCAUGGGGGAGGUAGCGGGAGAGGCGGGGAUGUACCUGACGCGAUCGGCGUCAGAGGAGAUGCUGCACACGCCACGAAGCUCUGGCGGAGGCAGCAGCGACCGGGGGAGUCUGGGCGGCGUGUGCGACGCGGCAGGCAGUGAGAGCAUCUGA
Closterium sp. Yama58-4 is the source of this 2757-nucleotide messenger RNA. Lineage: Eukaryota; Viridiplantae; Streptophyta; Zygnematophyceae; Desmidiales; Closteriaceae. The record is from the annotation of a GenBank genome assembly.